Messenger RNA from Aspergillus mulundensis, 810 nucleotides. RefSeq lists its product as uncharacterized. Lineage: Eukaryota; Fungi; Ascomycota; Eurotiomycetes; Eurotiales; Aspergillaceae. The transcript is spliced from 3 exons. Gene Ontology annotation, cellular component: EMC complex. The record is from RefSeq and is a predicted model, not a curated record. The coding region runs from base 1 to 810 and encodes 269 amino acids.
AUGCAACUCCUAACUACUCUUUCUUUCCUACUAUUCUUGACACCUGCAGCCCUUUCCUCCAAACUAACAAUAACAAUCCCACCUUCACAGGCGCUUCCAAAUCCUCACUCUCUCCCCGCUGAUACUCAUGCGACACUCACCUCGAUAAAUCUCGUGAAUUCGCUAAAAGCCUCCCUCACUCGCUCUGCGAGGUUUGUUUUUACCGACUUUGCUGUAGCCGAGCACAAGGCCUCCCAGCAAGACGAUAUCUCCGGCUCAUACCUGCUCGACAUCCGAUCCUCGGAAUAUGUCUUUACACCGCUGAGGGUUGACCUUGAUGAGAGGGGCGAGGUGAUGGGUGUCUGGGAGACGUUUCGUGGGAAUGAGUGGGGGAACCGCGGGGCUGAGAAGUAUGCUAGGCCUGCUGGCGGGAAAGCUGGUGGUGGAAAUGGAGACGAGGAGGUCGUUGUUGAUAUGAGGGCUAUCGGGAGGAAAGGCUUCUAUGAGGUCCGGCAGACUUUCUCGCCGCUGUCGCUCUUCAAGAACCCCAUGAUUCUGCUUGCGCUCGUGGCGCUGGGUUUCACCGUUGGAAUGCCCAAGCUCAUGGAGAAUAUGGACCCGGAACUGCGCGAGGAGUUUGAGAAACAGUCUCGCGCGUCGCCGAUCUCUGGUGCUCAGAGUGCUAUGGCAGGUGGUGGCCCUGCAAACUUCGAUCUUGCGGGAUGGAUGGCUGGAGCUGCGCCACGGGGACAACCGGCUCCUGUGGCUGAAUCUGGGAGUGCUGGUGCCGCCAGUGGGAAGGAGAAUAGAGCGGGAGCGAGAAGAAGAUGA